Messenger RNA from Henningerozyma blattae CBS 6284, 2250 nucleotides. RefSeq lists its product as uncharacterized. The record is from RefSeq and is a predicted model, not a curated record. The transcript has a single exon. NCBI's taxonomy places the organism in Eukaryota, Fungi, Ascomycota, Saccharomycetes, Saccharomycetales, Saccharomycetaceae. The coding region runs from base 1 to 2250 and encodes 749 amino acids.
AUGUUUGUGCAUGAUAAGAAAUUAGGUAUGCCCAAAAUGGAUACACCUUUACCUGACAUACCUAGUGUUGAUCAUAAAUUAAAACGACAAUUUUUAGAUUCACUUUCUAGGACUAGAAAUUCUUUUAAAAAUUUGCCUAACUUGGUAAAAGGUCAUACUCCAAUUGAAGAAGAAUCGAACAGUAAUUCUUACUAUAGUUCAAGCGAUAGUGAGGGUAUUGAAUUACAAUUGAAUAAUAUCAAAAGAGAAAAAAGUGAUUUAGAAUCUCAGUUAGAAAAAAAUGCCUCAAUCGUUGUUUAUGAUAGUGAAGAAGAUGGAAUUGUUGCGAAAAAUAAUGUUUCUGAGAAUAUGGAAUUGUCAGACAAUGGCACUUCAUCUUAUACAUUAAAAGGGAAAAAUAGUAAUAGACUCAAUGAUAAUACCGCUAAUUGCAAUAAUUAUGGCAAUACCAAUUCAAAUAAAAAUGAUACACAAACCAAUAAUGAUGAUGAUGAUGAUGAUGAUGAUGCUAAUAAUAUGCCAACGACUGCAGGAUCCAAGCCACAUUCGAGAGGUAUACUACGAGAUAUGUUUUCAAAAAUUGUAAGAAAAAAUAAUGAUUAUACUAAAAAGAUAUCUCCUAAUCUAGAUAAAGAAAUCUUUAAACAAAAUAAUAACGAACAAGAAAUCUAUUCAAUAAAUGUGCAAGAUAUAUCCGAUACGGCAAGUUCCAAUAUCGAUACAUUCAAACCUGUCAAUAUUGAUAAAUCCCCAAUUUCAGUAACAUCAUCUGAUGAUUACCUUUUUGCAAGUGCAAGUAAAUAUUUUAAUAGCACCCCAAUAACUCCUGAAGAUGGAGGUGACAAUAAAUCCGAGCAGAAUUGUUCUUAUAUUACAGAGGGUGAAAAGUCUACCGAUUUUCAAAAGCAUGCAAACAUUUCAAAUGAAUCAGAGUUAAUAGAUGAUGAACUACCUACUUGUAAAAACACGUCAAACUUUGAUAACUUAAGACUUGAUAAGGAUUCUCGAAUUUUUAAAUAUUUCGGUGAAAUAUUACAAUCAAUUCAAACUAAUGAGAACAACAGAAAAAAAAUUAAUAAUGAGAGCAGUAAUGAAGCUACGAAGGAAGAAUUUAUAACUUUAAAUAAUAUCCAAGAGUUUACAAUUCUUGAAAUAACAGAAUUUAUAUUCACUAAAUUACAAGAGUUAGAAAAUGAAAAAAAUAUAUUAGAUCAAAAAAAUAAAUUGAAAAUUGUUGAAAAUAAAAGAAAUGAGGAUAAAGAGAUAAAGAUUAAGGAAUUUAAUGUACGUUUCAAUUCUCUUCAAAAACAAGUAUUAGAAAAAAAAAUUACCAGUGAAGAAUUAAAAAUUAGGAAUAAUUUGGAAAAUAAAUUAAAGCGUUUAGAUGAAGAGAUAUUAGUUCAUGAAAAUAAGCAAAAUUUGCAGAAGGAAAAAUUACACUCAGAUCUUUGUAAAUAUAAUAGUCAUAAAGACAAUGAACUGGAAAAAAUUAAACAAAUCAAAAAUGAAAUAACUGCACAGAAUGAAAAAAAUAAUUUGUUAAAUAAUGAGCUAGAUCAAUUGAAGUAUAAGUAUGGAAUUUUGGAAAAAGAUCAUGCUUUUGUAACAAAGAAACUCUUAGAAUUAAUAAAUUUAUUAUCUGCAGAUAUUAGUAAGGAAAGCAAAGAAAAGGAAAAACUAGAGGGAGAAGAAUCGAAAUUAAAUGAUGAGAGAAGAAAAUAUGAUGUCUUAAAAUAUGAAAAUUACAAUAUUCAAGAACAAUUUAAAAAUGAAGUUGAAAAAUUGAAAAACAUUAGAUAUAUGAGAGAUACCACUGUUGAUCGUUUCAACCUUUUAAAUAUAUUCUGUUACGAAACAAAUACAUUUUUAUCAAAAUUGUUUAAAAUAUAUGAGAACUUUAUACCUGAUACUGUUAGUUUAAGUGUCGAUCGCCUUAAGACAAUCCACGAUUUUUUGGCAAAAAUAGAUAUACAUAAAAAACUAGAUCAGGAAGAUAUUAAAAAAGGUGAAGAACUAACUAUUGAAUUCUUUAAUCAAUAUGUAAAUGGGAUCAUGCUUGAGGAAAUAUUUACAAAGCAUUCAUAUUAUGACAGAUCAAAUACGUUCCUAAAUAAUGAAGUUAAUUACCUAGAAAUGCAAAAUAACAACUUACUGAGUUCGAUAAAGGAAUUAGAAGCAGAAAAGUGUCAGAUUAAAAAGAAAAUAAAUGGUCUUUAUCGUAAAGUUUCAACUCAAGGAUCUGGAAAUUAG